Drosophila sulfurigaster albostrigata is the source of this 3020-nucleotide messenger RNA. Its product is annotated as coiled-coil domain-containing protein 170. The transcript has 5 exons. NCBI's taxonomy places the organism in Eukaryota, Metazoa, Arthropoda, Insecta, Diptera, Drosophilidae. The record is from RefSeq and is a predicted model, not a curated record. The coding region runs from base 468 to 2933 and encodes 821 amino acids.
UUGAGCUCGGUGUUGGUGCCAUGUGAAUGACCCAAAUAACGGCAAACAAACCGGAGAAAAGAACUCUACUGAUAAAAGUUGCCAAAGUGCAAAUGUAAAUCGGUUUAGCAGGGAGCUGAAAACUGUUUUCCUUUCCUUGUCCUGCCCAUUGCCAUUGAGCUCGUUUCCUUUCUGAGCAUAAUUUGCAUAGAGUUCGUAGUUGUGUUCGUAGUCAUUGUUAUAAUCAUAGCUUGUGUGAUGUUAUGUUGAAGUAAAUUCCCUUUUGGCAUGCCUGGUUACCGAGCUUCGAGCUGCCUGAUUCGAAUGCGGGGCAAGUUGUUUAGGCUGUUGCCUGGUGGCAAGUUGCAAGUGGCAAGUGGCAUGUGGCAGGUGGCAGGCUACAGUUCAAUUCAGUUGCUGUGCAGCGCUUCGCUGGAAUAGUUCAGUGCUUCAUUUUUCGGGAUUUUGGGAUUUACUGCGGCGCAACUAUGCCAAGCGAUAAUCAUUUGCAUCACCAUCAUUUGGGUCUCAGUGGUGGACUGUCGCCACAUCACCAUCAUUUGCUGGAUAAUUCUUGUGGCAAUGCCGGCAUCACAGUGACAGAGCAUCAUCAUGGCAUUGAUAUGACAACGACACUACGCAGCGAAUUGGCAGCGUUGUCCUACAAAAAGGAGCGACUGACCAGUGAGCUUUCGGAGACACGCAGCGCGCUGUGCAGCAAGGAGUCCGAUGUGGAGAAUUUGCGUGCUCAGGCGGCGCGACAAACGGCGUUAAUUGGAUCGCUGCAAGGACGUCUGCAGGCAUCGGAGAGUCGCGAGCAGGCGGUGCAAGCACGUUGCGAUGCCACCAUACAGACAGUGCAGCGAGAGAAACGCGCCUCGGAUGAACGCAACAAGGAACUCCUCUGCCGCAUACAGCAUCUGGAGGGAGCUGCGGCCAGUGAGGAAUCCCAUAAGGAACAGGCCAAGGCGCAACUACACGAUCUGUUGCGUCGCCUCAGCGUUUGCCUUGGCAUGGAUGUGUGCGAGAACAAUGCGAACAGUCAUGCCACACCCGAGUGUGUUGUCUCGCGGGCCGAGGAGGUGAUGAUUGAGUUGCAGCGUGCCAAGGCAAAGGUCAGCUCCACUUGUGACACGCUCAGCUCGUGUGAGAACGAACUCUUGAAUCUCAAAUCGUUGGCCAACAUUGAGAAGCAACGUUUGAGCGCCCAGCUCGAUGGCGCUGGUAAUCACAAUCAUGAGCUCGAGGGACGGUGUCGACAGUAUGAACGAGAUCUGCAAUUGCAGCGCGAUCGACUCACCGAGUCUGAGAUCAAUGGCGAGAAAAUGAAGGAGGAGCUGCGUGGCUUCGAGUCGCGUUGCCAUCGCUUGCAGAACAACUUGGAUCGCAUUCAAGCGGAUCGCCUGCAGUUCCUGCGUGGCCUCAGCAAUCUCCUCAAUGUCCCCGAACCCUGCGAGACGCUGAUCAAGGACAAGCUGCGCGAACUUCUCGCCGAGAAUCAGGCCAUGCAUGCGCAAAUGCACUCGCUGCGCGAUCAGCUGAGCAAUGAGCACGAGAAGUUCAAGGAGACACAAGAGUCCGCCGAGUGUCGCCUGCGCACGGGGGAGGCACAGAAAUGCGAGCUAUCCGAGCGCCUGGAGAAGUGCCACGCCGAGAUUCAUACGCUGCGCAAGGAGCACAUGGGUCUCUCCGAGUAUCUGCAGCGUUUGGCGGCCGCACUUAGCUGGAGUGAAUGCUCAGCGCCGCCAGCUCUUGGCGCCGACACCAAUCUGAUGGCCGACAAUUUGCUGGAACGAGCCGAGCGUCUGGCAGCGCACUGCGAACACGAGGUGUCGCAUCAUCAUGCGGGUGGAGAGAAGAGCUGCUGCGAUCACCAUCAUCAUCAUCAUGGACAGGGCAAGUUGCGACGCGAACGCUCCUGCCACGAUAUACCGCUGAAGGAGAGCAGCAGCGUUUACAAUUUGCAGCGUCGUGUUCGCGUGCUGCGCGAACAGGUCCAACGACGUGAUCUCCAUUUGGAGUUGCUGCGUCGCAAGCUGGCCAUCAUUGAGGAUGGGGCACGUGGCAAGUGCAUGUUGCAGGGUGAACGCGAUGAGGCCGUUUGUCGUGCCAAAAAGGCGGCCAAACAGGUCGACAAACUGACCACACAACUGGCGGAUGCCCGUGGCCAGAUAGCUGAGGUGAAAGCGCAGCUGGCCGAGGCGGUGGAGUAUAAGAUCACAUCGUUGGAGCGGGCACGCAAGAUCGAUGAGCUGACCACACAGAUCUGUGAUCUGGAGGAUGAGAAGACACGCAUGCUAUCGCAGUUGAAUGCCGUGAAGGAGCGCAUGAAAUCGUCCUGUGAAUCCAAUCAGAAUCGACGCUGUCGCGAUGAGGCGUUGAUCAAUUCUCUGCGUGAUGAUGUCAGUCGCCUGAGCGCUCAGCUGUCCGAUGCCAAUCAGCGACUCUCGCAUUUGCAAUCCUUCCGCACUUCGGUCGCUCGCACUUUGCAUUUACGCGACUUACCCGAAACGGAUCUAUUGCAUCGCCUGCAGGCACUCUGCUCUGCCCAUCAGGAGUUCACGCUGCUCUCGAAACGCUAUGAGACUGCCUCGCCUGUCGGUGAUCAUCCGUGUCCGCGUUACGAUGAUCCUGUGCCUCCCUCGAGUCACUGUCGUCCCCCACGUGACCUGAGUCCGCCGGCUGCGCAUCAUCACACCUCUGCCAGUCACAAUCACUCUUCACACACUUUGUCGCAUUCACAUUCGCAUGGUCAUGCCAUUUCUCAUUCACAUUCGAUGCAUGGACGUCAUCAUCAGCGACAGCGUAGCAAGAGUCGCGAUAAGCGUUUGCAUGACGAGUGCUUCGAUUCGGAUGUGCAUCGUUUGCAUCAUGGCUGCAAGGAUCAACUGUUGGCCAACAAUUCUGGGGGAAGUUGCGAUGAGGACUAUGACUUUAAGAGCAAAUACUGCUGAGCGUUAGAGUUUCAGUAUAGUAUUUCAGAGCAUUAACCAUUUUUUGUAAGCAUUUUCGAAAUAAACUCGUCGAUUAAAACUUAUUCU